AUGACAACAUUGAAACCAAUACCCGGAAAGAAAGGCAAAGAGCAAAUAUACUAUGAUGAGAUCCUUAAUGUCUACGGCAGUGAGGGAAUUAAUUUCAAUGAUGGUCACACCCCGUAUGAGGCUUUGGAAGCGCUAAAGAAGCACACGGACGACAAAAAAGCCCGGAAAGCCAAAGUAGUGGCUAAAGAUGACGCUCUGAUGUUUAAGAAGAAGGGCGCGUAUAGCGCUUUGAAAUUGAAGGAGGUGCCCUAUGAUGCAGUGAAGAGCUUCUACCAAUUCUCGGAAAAACCUAAUUUUGUGGUGAUUGGCAUUCGGGGCAAGGGUAUACCUAAACAAUACAUCGUUCUUUCAGCCCCCAAAGCAGAUAAGCUGAGUAAGCUCUUCGAUGUGCUGCAAAUAUCUCAAUGGGCUCCAGAACAUAAAAUAAACAUGCCAGUGCCCCCGGUGAAUACUGCAUCAAUUGUUGUUACUGGAGGUGCCUCCGAAAGUUCGGCUUUACAAACCCCUUCAGCGAGCCCUGCUCCUCCUCCAUUUGAAAAUAGUAGGUCAGCGACAUCACAUUCAUCACCUGCUCUACGACGUCAACCGUUUGACCCCCCUACAGAAACUUCUAGACCCAUAUCCUCUCGAUCCACAAUCACACCUUCUCCAAGCCCACAACGUCAACCAUUGCGUACAGGAACAAUAUCUAGAACUUCAGCAACCUCCCACAUUUCAGAACAGUUUGUGGCUCCUCGCUCAAGCUGUCACCAGUGUGUUACUCGAUCAAUGUCACAUUCUUCAUCUUUGUCUAGAACCAAACCAACUCCCACUUCAACACGAGAAUAUACAAACCAAAGAUCGGUUUCGUUGAGUAGAACCUCAAGCUCUACAACCCUAACUCCUCAAGUUCCACAAUCCAUAACCACUCCAACUUCUAUUCUUGUUUCUCGUGAACAGCCUGUGGAAUACAGUGAAACGAAAGACCAGUUUGUAGUCUACAAACCGAGGCAAGGUAUGACCACAAGACGCAAGUCUUUGGAGCUCAGUGGAUUAGAAAAACGGAAUGUCAACUACUCUAGCUCCAGUAGUUCAUCGGACGAAGGUGAAGAUAUCAAAGCUCGUUCGGUCUUGAAAAAGUCUGAACGGUCCAAUGGAGGUGCCUUGCCCUAUUCUGCACGUAGAGAUAAGCAAAAACCAAAGAAUAAAUCAGUUCCUGAAAUGUCUCGGAAGGAUGUGGGAAAGUUAUCUUCAAAGAUCUACUACUUCCAUGUGGAUAGGGAAAAUUUCAGCAGCAGUGACAGUGACAGCGACAGCAUGGCUGAAGAUGCCUACAUAAUAAGAAGUGCUAGCGAAAAACCGAGGUCCCACAGAGCUCCACCAAAGAGGCGAAACCGGAGUUCUAGCUCUUCUUCCUCUGUGUCAUCUUCGUCGUCAUUAGAUAAUCGGAAGUCUAGGCCGUUUACAAUCUACCGCAUUGUGCAGUACUGA
This is a messenger RNA of Echinococcus granulosus, 1470 nucleotides long. RefSeq lists its product as hypothetical. The transcript has a single exon. Lineage: Eukaryota; Metazoa; Platyhelminthes; Cestoda; Cyclophyllidea; Taeniidae. The coding region runs from base 1 to 1470 and encodes 489 amino acids. The record is from RefSeq and is a predicted model, not a curated record.